AUGAGCCAUGUUCAAAAGCGUCUUGUCACCACUGCAGCCAAGCUCGCGUCCCUCUCCGCUACAAACCUUACCAAAUUUCCCCCAAAGCAGGCUCUCAUAGUCAAGUCCGACGUCCCUCAAUCAACUUUUAAUCCAGAGAUAUGGGCUUCAUUGCAACCGCCACCCCCACCUGCACUCUCCGCGUUCGCCCACAGAAUAGGACUCGCUUCGAUUCUCACCUCCACAGACCUAAUACAACAGGCUUGCACACACCCCUCCUUCACCGCUCUCUAUUCCCAACAUUAUCCACGGGAAACACCACCUAGUACCAACGCCCAACUCGUCAUUCUUGGGAACUCUUUGCUUGGUCUCUUUGCAACCGAGUAUCUCAAUGCCAAGUACCCAUACCUCCCUACCAGAGUACAGAAAGCAGCUCUAACAGCUCACGUGGGUCCUGCCACCUGCGCUAGUAUUGCACAAGAAAUGGGCGCCACUCCUCUGGUGCGGUGGCAUCGUACACCGAGAACCUCAACCCGACCCAGCGUUCUACAUACGGAUGCGCUCGCCUCGGUACCAAGAGCACUCACCGCCCUCGUUUACCAGCAGCGUUCUUUGUUUUCUGCCCGAAAAUUCGUGCAUUCUUAUUUCCUCAGUCGCCAAAUAGACCUCCGCGGAAUGCUCAAAUUUCUCGACCCUAAAAAAGCUCUUCUGGAGAUGGUGAAAAAAUUUGAUCGAGAGAAACCAAAAUCACGACUGCUCAAGGAAACCGGCCGUUUUUCUAAUUCACCAGUUUUUGUCGUGGGUAUUUUCUCUGGUGCAGACCAGCUUGGAGAAGGUUUUGGUAGUUCAUUGAAAAUGGCUGAGUUCCGCGCCGCAGAAGAUGCUCUUCAUCGGGUAUAUCUUACACAAACACCGGAUGAUCUCCUUCAAUUACCAACGUCGACCUUUUCUCGUAGCCCGGGAGACGUCUUUCACGACGAUCCGGCUGAUGCGGAAAACGAUUAUACGGCCCCAGACUUGACUAUAGCUGAGAUUAUGUACGCGAGCUCAGGCAAGAGUAAGGUUGCGCCCAUAGGACAUUAA
Molecule: messenger RNA, 1062 nt
Organism: Laccaria bicolor S238N-H82
Lineage: Eukaryota; Fungi; Basidiomycota; Agaricomycetes; Agaricales; Hydnangiaceae
Product: mitochondrial 54S ribosomal protein YmL3
Exons: 4
Coding region: 1-1062 (353 amino acids)
Biological process (GO): rRNA processing; regulation of gene expression; primary miRNA processing
Cellular component (GO): nucleus
Molecular function (GO): double-stranded RNA binding; ribonuclease III activity
Source: RefSeq, a predicted model, not a curated record